CGUGUGCAGCCAUGGCAGCUCCCGGCGUUUGCUUGCCACAAAAAAUGCCUUCAAAAGUGCUGAGACAGAAGGCCGAAGAAUUUUUGGCAUCUAGAAAAUAUGCCAAUAACCUCUUAGACAUCAUAGGAGAGUGGGACGAGUCCCAUACAUCAUGCAUUCUUACCCUGGAGAUGAUAUUCCUUGAUGUUUUGACCAAUGGAAAUAUGUAUCAGGAACAUAGCAUAACUCUCACCAUUUCUGAACCCAGUCCAGAAUCUCGUUACAUAUCCUGGCUACGUAACUGCUAUGAACAAGUAUGGGAAAAGUUGCUACAUUCGUUGGAAAACAGUCGGCCAGCAGUGCAACUGCAGGCUUUAUCAACUGCCCUCAAACUAAUGGCAGCGGAAGGAAAAGUGCCUUUGGACCCCACCGAUACCUUUAGCUACUAUUUCCCAUUACAUAGAUUGAAGCCAAUACUGAUGAAGUUACUAUCACCUGAUAAAAACAAUACAAAUCUUAUUGCACGAUUCCAAGAAAUUGCUUCUUAUUCCGAUGGGCUUUAUUAUACAUGGAAGAGUUUGCCUACCCUGACUCCAAGGAAACAGCCUAAGGAUAUGUACAUAAAAAAUCUAUUGGAACUCAUCGAUAAGAUUCCUCUGCCUGAAGAUGGUAAAGGUGAGAAAGAUGAGGAGUGUAAGCUGCUGUGCAGCCCACAACAAGGAGAAGGUAACAGGUCUUUCACCUGGGAUCAGCUAGGAGCCAAACGAGCCUUGAACAAAGUGUGGGCUUGUGUAAUGCACUGGGAUCUAGGAACGGAAGUUCACAAAAGGAUGCUUGUUGUGCUUCUGGAACGUGUAAUUCAGCACUUAGACAAACCCAUUCUAUUAACAGAUUUUCUUAUGGACUCAUUAGACGUGGAUGGUCCUAUAGGGAUGCUUGCACUUCAAGGAGUCUUCAUACUGGUUACCAAACACAAUCUAGACUAUCCCAACAUAUUUACGAAAUUGUACUCCAUGUUUGAACCAGAAAUAUUUCACACAAAAUAUAAAGCCCGGCUGUUCUAUCUGUCAGAUAUGUUUCUCAGUUCAACACAUUUACCUGAAGCACUGGUAGCAGCAUUCGCCAAACGAUUGGCACGUCUCACGUUAGUCGCUCCUCCAGAAGAUAUUCUGAUAAUUUUAUUAUUCGUGGGUAACCUACUGCUGAGACACCCAGGUCUGAAGCGGAUGAUCGAUCAUCCAGAAGGCGGUGAAGUCAAAGAAAGUAGCGGAGGUGACCCGUUCAAUAUGGAAGAACGAGACCCAUUACUAAGCAAUGCUCUGGUGAGUAGUUUGUGGGAAAUUAGAGCCCUACAGUGGCAUACACUACCUGGCGUAGCUGCUGCCGCUCGUUUCAUCCGCGACCCACUUCCUUCUGUCGAGUACGAUAUGGCUGCUGCUCUGGAGCGCACAAGUGAUGAUAUCUUUGAACGUGAAAUGAAAAACAAAGUCAAAGAAAUAAUGUUGACCUUUGAACGUCCGACUUCUAUGGCUUUACCAAAGGGUGAACGGUUGCUACAGUACUGGCAACUUACGACCAUACAUUGAGUGCGACGGACUACAAAGUUUUCGUUUUCAAAAAUACUUGGCAAAAAGUAAAGGCCUGAUGCUGUUGAAUACCAAGAAAAUUGAAGCAAAGCUUGUUACUUGAUAGAAGCAUGUCGCAGUUUCAGCAGAUCGUUUAUGCAUUCACCCUGCAUUGUCGUUCCAAUCGUCCGCAACAGAAAAGAAACUGUUCGGGGUGUAAUUCAUAUCUACGUUCAAGUUCGUUAACCCUCAUAGCUCUAUCAAUUGGGAAUUUAAUCUCGAACUAAAACAUCAUAAGUGCGGUUUUUUAAUUAUCGAAAUUCGAACAAUAGUGCGCGAUUUCAUUGUCUUUUCCAAAGUUAUGUGCUAUUAAGUUAGAUUCUGCUGAAAUGCGUCCAAUAUUCUAUCAUAAUGAAGCCAGAAUAACAGUUUUUAAAUAUCUAUCUCGUGUAUGUACAGUAUAAGGUUACAAAAACUGUGCAAUUUGUUUCUGGUUGGACUUCUUUGGCAAAUUCAUUGGCAACAUCGAGACAGUAAAUCGAGUCCAUUUCAUAUUUUAUUUUACGUGUAUGUCUAGUUGUCUGACUUUAUUCGGUGAAACAGGUGAAGAAAAUCGUAAUGGUUUGAAAGUUUACAUUUUUCUUCAAAAAAUCAGUGAGACCGACAAACGAAUCCGUGAAAUGAUACAAUGUAAUCUCAAACAAUUACUGCAGGAUGUAGGAGAAAGUAACGGAC
Messenger RNA from Athalia rosae (coleseed sawfly), 2279 nucleotides. Its product is annotated as nucleolar complex protein 4 homolog B. Gene Ontology annotation, biological process: ribosome biogenesis. The coding region runs from base 12 to 1565 and encodes 517 amino acids. Gene Ontology annotation, cellular component: Noc4p-Nop14p complex; small-subunit processome; nucleolus. The record is from RefSeq and is a predicted model, not a curated record. The transcript is spliced from 6 exons. NCBI's taxonomy places the organism in Eukaryota, Metazoa, Arthropoda, Insecta, Hymenoptera, Athaliidae.